GUAAAUUACGUUUUAUAAUUCCAUUUUUUGCAUGUUAAAGUUUAUGUUUAUAUAGAAGAUGCGCAAUCUUAUUUUACCUUUCUGAUAAUAUUUACAAUACAACAUGAAAGUGCUUGGACUUGUACUCUUGUUACUCGGAGUUGUAUUCUGCAAAACUCCUGAUUAUAUAAACCUUUGUAAAAAGGAUGACAGUCUCCCAAAAUGUUUAGUAGAUAAUUAUAACACUGUUUUACAACAUAUAAACGACAAUGGUGAGCCUUUGUAUAAACUACAAAGUCUGCACACAAUUCACCUGGAGAAAAUGCCAAUGUCAGCUGGAGAUUUAAAGAUCACUUUAAUUCAUCCCACAUUCGUCGGGUUGGAUGCUAUUAAAGCGGAUGAAAUCACAAUGAAUGACAAAGAAUUACGUAUGAAAGGAACUCUUGCACGUCUAGAGUACACUGGUGAUUAUGUUAUGGAUGGAAAAAUUUUGAUUUUACCUAUUCAAGGCGAAGGAACAUUUAACAUCACUCACUAUGGUGCUGCGUAUGAUUAUACAAUGCAAUUAAAAACUGAAGAACGUAAAGGCAAGAAAUAUUAUUACGUUAAUAGCAAUUGGAAUGAUUGUAAAUUGAUUCUGACUGUAAAGAAAACUUAUUUCCAUUUUGAUAAUCUAUUCGGUGGUGAUCCACGACUUGGACCAGAAAUGAACACUUUCCUGAACGAAAACAACGCUGACGUGUACGAAGAAGUUAAAAUCGCUAUCAUGGAAGGUUUUGCUUUCUAUCUGCUAAAUCCCUACGUAAAUGGAUACCUGAGGCACAUUCCAAUUGAUAGUUUAUUUCAGAAUUGAAAAUAUUCCAAUUUUGGAGCGUGUAUAAAAAGUUGCCUACGUUAAAACGUCAUUUUUGAUUACAUUUUAAUUCAACAAAAUAUUUACGAUUUACAAGCAGGUACACAGUCUUCUAUCAAUGUCAUGAAUAAGUUAUAGAUAUUCUGUAACAAAUUAGAGGAGUAAUAAUGUUCGUACGUCAAAUAUAUAUCAACUAAUCAA
Messenger RNA from Dalotia coriaria, 1033 nucleotides. RefSeq names its product protein takeout-like. The transcript is spliced from 3 exons. NCBI's taxonomy places the organism in Eukaryota, Metazoa, Arthropoda, Insecta, Coleoptera, Staphylinidae. The record is from RefSeq and is a predicted model, not a curated record. Bases 104 to 832 code for a protein of 242 amino acids.